Messenger RNA from Choloepus didactylus (southern two-toed sloth), 1792 nucleotides. RefSeq names its product keratin, type I cytoskeletal 9-like. Bases 1 to 537 code for a protein of 178 amino acids. The record is from RefSeq and is a predicted model, not a curated record. NCBI's taxonomy places the organism in Eukaryota, Metazoa, Chordata, Mammalia, Pilosa, Megalonychidae. The transcript has 5 exons.
AUGGCGCCGCUGCUGCUGCUCCUGCUCCUUCUGGCCGAGCUGUUCAGGUCCAUCUUCAAGUCCCCACUGGUCCACCAGAAGUCAUGGACCCACACUCAGUGCCCCUUGGAUGACCUCUGGCCUGACUGUAGAGCAGCGACCGCAGGGGCCGGGCGCGGGGCGGGGCCUCGGCGGGGCGGCCGCGCGGCUUCACCUGCCGCUGGGAUCCCGCGGAACCGAGGCGCGGGCCGCUGCGAGGCCGACGGACUUGGCCUAGUUCCGGGGAGCCCGGGCGGCGAGGGCGGCGGACGCAGCCAGGCUGGAGGUUCCGGGCAGGCGCGGGGGAGCGGUGGCGGCGGCGAGCGGACUCCGGACACCGGGCAGGCGUCUGGGCACGGCGCGGCGGGGAAGAUGACUCGGGCUCCUGCUCGCUCCUCCUGUUGCUCUCACUCUGCGGCUCGCUCUGGGCCCCAUGACCUCCUACAAGCUGAUCCAGCCAUGCUUGAUGUCAAUUGCCCUGGGACAGACAGCCCCAGGAGGAUUGAGGACAAACAAUGAGCAAGUUUGGCCUGGAGCACUCAGAUCUGAGACCCCCAGGCUGCCCAGGCUGCCCAAAACUCCACAACACUCUGAGUUCCCGGCCAGGUCAGUGGGUCUGAGAGCAUUGGGGAAAACGGAGCUGGGUCACCCUUGUAAGACUCUAGAUGGGGUCCAGGACCAGAGGUCCCCUCAGGGCCCAGGGGCCCCCAGACCAAUUGGAGGGGACAGAAUUGAGGUGGCACACAUGGAGCUUGGUGGCCACACUACCCAGUGUCCUCAGCCACCAGGAAAAAUAUGGAGACAUCAGGGAGCUGGAUGGAGCCCACCUGAGGGACCCUGUCCCAGGCCAGGAGGACCCACCUGGAGGCCAUAAGUCCCUGCUCAGCACCUGCCCAGGUCACCUGAUUCAUGUCCUGGAAGUUCUGUUUUACCACCCCUGACCUCACAACCCCAUCACCCCCUCACCCCCAGAUUCCUCUUUCUUAACUAAUGUCACUUAUACACGUUCUGGCUUUGAUUCUCGACUCCCACAGGGAUGGCCCCUGUUCUCUCAGCUCCUCAAACCUACCAGAGCCCCACAGGACCCAGAUGUAGCUCUUCCCCCAUGCUCUGCCCAUUCCCUCUUUCCUCUUAUCACAACAGCAGCUCCAAGGCCAACUUUGGGGAAGAUUUAUGCCCACCCCAGAUGAGAGAGCUCCCACCUGUCAUUUCCUGGCACAUUCUCCAAUAAUUUUCUGCAGAGCCCCUACCUCUGUGUGGUUCUCUCAUUGUCAUUAUUUUUCAUGUGAUUAAUUUAUGUUCAAAAUUUCCAUAAACCCCCCAGGAAUGCUCUGUCACUCCAAAGGCAUGUGUGACAGAGGGAGACAUGACCAAGUCAAAUGUUAUUCUUCUUCUCCAAAAAGUCUGUGUAGAUGGUUGUUUAUCCCAGUCACACACCAAUCCCUUGAGGGUCCCAGGAUCUUGGAGUCCCCUUUUUUGUGCACUAUGGUGAUUUUGCUUUCAUCUUUAUGCACUUAAGGGCUCUCCAGUCCCUGCUCAGCACCUGCCCAGGUAACCUGAUUUAUGUCCUGGAAGUUUCCUUUUACCACCCCUGACCUCAGAACCCCAUCACCCCCUCACCCCCAGAUUCCUCUUUCUUAAGUAAUGUCACUUAUACACUGCGGGAUACUGAUUACGUGCUUCAACUUGGCGGGCCUGGGCCAGGGGACUGGAUCCGCCCCUGGGGAGGGUGGUGGGCACGGGCGGUAGCGCCCUCCACAGCCCCCCGGGCCUG